Molecule: messenger RNA, 252 nt
Organism: Penicillium coprophilum
Lineage: Eukaryota; Fungi; Ascomycota; Eurotiomycetes; Eurotiales; Aspergillaceae
Exons: 1
Coding region: 1-252 (83 amino acids)
Source: RefSeq, a predicted model, not a curated record
AUGCGCGAUACACCCUCCAGAUUUAUCGAGAUCCUCGAUCCCAAGGACUCAUCCCGAGGAAUGUCCGACUCAGACGUCCGCCUGGAGGAUGUCCUCGCCGACCACGAAGCAACCAUCAAUAGCCGAGCUCGUUCUUCUACACAAUCCUCCGCAAAGCCAGAUAAAUCUCUCUCUCGUACAAACUCGACAUCUCCAACGCCGCGCUGGAAACGCCUGAGCAAUAUCCUUGCGCAACCCCGCCGGAACUCUUGA